Molecule: messenger RNA, 1035 nt
Organism: Meloidogyne enterolobii
Lineage: Eukaryota; Metazoa; Nematoda; Chromadorea; Rhabditida; Meloidogynidae
Source: the annotation of a GenBank genome assembly
UAUAUACGGACACGAAUGUUAUUUUCACAAUGGCUACUCCAAUCCACAUUAAUAUAUUUUAUAUUUUGGACAUUUGUAAUUUUAUUACCUAUUUAUUGCUUAAAAAAUAAUUUCGGAGAAAAACUGGAACAAAACUACAUUAAAGACAAAGACAGAUUUAACGGGUCUUUUAUUAGAAAUCAGGCAAAUAAUGAUGAAGCUCAAAAAUGUUUUAUUUCACCACUCACUUCCAACAUUUCCCCAACUAACCAUCAACUCCGUCGCCACCAUCGUUGGAAAAGGGCUCCAGCGGUUUGGGGCGAUCCAGCUCCAGAUUAUUCUUUAGCAGCAUUAGAUCCUCACAUAAAUAUUUAUUUGUAUGCUCUUAUUUUUGUUGAUUUAAAAACGUCUGAUCACUACAGACGCGAGCAUGUAAUCGUUAAACGCGAGUAUUUUUAUCAAAUAAAUCUCCGUUUAAUUGUUGUCGAUGUUUUGGAGACAUUCCGGGAUGACUUGUCACUUUACACUUUCGAGCUUUACCGUAAUUCAAGAAUGGCACAACUUCCUUUUCAUGAUUUUGCUGUUUUAAUUAGUUAUCGUUAUGCGGGAGGACUUGCUUUUGUUGGGGGAAUGUGUAAUUCUAAGAGUGUAAUGCUUGCUGGGUUUUAUCCUCACAACCCAGAAGCAAUGGCUUCUAUAUUCUUUCAUGAAGUAGCUCAUCUUAUUGGAGUCCCACACCGUCCAGAAAACGAAACUUUGAAUGUUCCAAAUUGUGCUUGUAAUAAUUUAAAUAAUCCAGAAAAACUGCGGCUUCAAAAUAAAAGAGAAAAUAAGGAAGGAGAGAAAAAAUUGGAAAGCAAUGCUAUGCUUGAUAGGCGUAUAUCUGGAGGGUUCAGUGACUUUUGCGCCGAGAACAUUUGCGCCGCGACUUAUGCGCCGCGACUUUUGCGCCGCGACUUAUGCGCCGAGCGACUUUUGCGCCGGGGGACUUUUGCGCCGCGACUUUUGCGCCGGGCGACUUUUGCGCCGCCACUAUCAUUAAAAAUAUAUCAAUAA